AUGGUUCUUCAAUCAAUGCGACCAGCUGCCAGGACCAUCCUGCGCAAUGGACCUCGGCAGUGCUCGGCACGCCACUUUUCAGCCCAGACUUGUCUGAGGCAAGAAAUUCGCGAUGCGUAUAUUCUCAGUGCCUCGCGGACGCCCACAGCAAAGUUUAAUGGCUCUUUUCUCACAGUAUCCGCACCCAAGCUGGGCGCAGUCGCGAUCAAAUCCGCCCUCGAAAAGUCCAAAGUCCCGGUCGAGAAAGUGACGGAUGUAUACAUGGGCAAUGUGUUACAAGGAAAUGUUGGACAGGCUCCGGCACGACAGGCGUCAAUAUUCGCUGGACUGCCCUCGAGCGUGGAGGCCAUUACUAUCAACAAGGUGUGCGCUUCGGGUUUAAAAGCCGUGGUGUUCGCGGCACAAAACAUCCAGCUCGGCCUGAGUGAGGUGCAAAUUGCCGGCGGUAUGGAAAACAUGUCACAGGUUCCAUACUACGUUCCCCGGUCCAGCAGCCUGCCAGCGUUUGGUCACGUCAAGAUGGAAGAUGGUCUGAUCAAGGACGGUUUGACGGAUGUUUAUGACCAGUUUCACAUGGGCAUCUGCGCCGAGACAACGGCAAAGAAGUACGAAAUCACCCGCGAACAGCAGGACCAAUACGCCAUCCAGUCAUAUGAGAGGGCACAAGCUGCUUGGAAGGACAAGGUUUUUGCAGACGAGAUCGCCCCAGUGACUGUCAAGGGUAGGAAGGGCGAUACGAUUAUCGACACUGACGAAGGCUACCUUGACAUCAAGCUCGACAGGGUCCCGACCCUGAAACCCGCCUUUAUUCGCGACGGUACCGGUACCGUCACGGCUGCCAACUCGUCCACGCUAAACGACGGCGCCAGCGCGCUGGUGCUCGGCAGCAAGGCCAUUGCGCAGCAGUACGGAGCCGGAUCGAGAGUAUUGGCCAGGAUAUGUGGCUCUGCCGAUGCCGCCAUUGACCCCGUCGACUUUCCCGUGGCCCCGGCCAAGGCCGUUCCGAUCGCUCUGGAGCGCGCCGGCAUCACCAAGGAUCAAGUAGCGAUCUGGGAAUUCAACGAGGCCUUUGCGGCUGUUAUCAAGGCCAAUGAAAAGAUCCUGGGACUAGAAGGUGCCAAGGUCAACCCCCUCGGAGGCGCCAUUUCUCUUGGUCAUGCCCUGGGCAGCUCGGGUUCGCGCAUUCUCACGACAUUGCUUCACCAGCUCAAGCCGGGCGAGUAUGGUGUCGCAGCCAUCUGCAACGGAGGCGGUGCCGCGUCGGCAAUUGUGGUGCAGAGGAUCGAGAGUGUAUAA
This is a messenger RNA of Pestalotiopsis fici W106-1, 1296 nucleotides long. RefSeq names its product Acetyl-CoA acetyltransferase. Gene Ontology annotation, biological process: fatty acid beta-oxidation. The record is from RefSeq and is a predicted model, not a curated record. The transcript is spliced from 3 exons. Lineage: Eukaryota; Fungi; Ascomycota; Sordariomycetes; Amphisphaeriales; Sporocadaceae. Gene Ontology annotation, molecular function: acetyl-CoA C-acetyltransferase activity. The coding region runs from base 1 to 1296 and encodes 431 amino acids.